This is a messenger RNA of Rhea pennata, 1480 nucleotides long. RefSeq names its product nitrilase family member 2 (gene NIT2). Bases 486 to 1355 code for a protein of 289 amino acids. Gene Ontology annotation, cellular component: mitochondrion. Lineage: Eukaryota; Metazoa; Chordata; Aves; Rheiformes; Rheidae. Gene Ontology annotation, molecular function: omega-amidase activity. Gene Ontology annotation, biological process: L-glutamine metabolic process; oxaloacetate metabolic process. The record is from RefSeq and is a predicted model, not a curated record. The transcript is spliced from 10 exons.
UGGAAUAUAAUCUCUGAGAGUGUGAUUUCUCUGAGCAGAAAUCCAUCGAAUUAUCAGAGAUUUAGACAGACUACUGCUGUGGCUGUCUAAAUGGGAUAGAAGAACUCACUGCGCUUGUGUUUGUUUACAAUCCUAGUAAAACUUUGUUCACUCACUUAGCUAAAUAUUCGGGCGCUCUCGUAUGAGUAGUGGCCAAAUCACGGAUUAAUCAUUUGCCUCACUUUAAAAAAUCAGUUACUUAGCUACUGAACUGAGAACGGAAGUUUGGAGGAAAGACCUUGCCUGACUGUUCCUGACCCGACCUAGACUUGCUCAUGACAAGUUUUUGCUGCUUCCCUGACCGUGGCGACUAUGCUGCUCGCUGCUUAAUCCCGUAGUUGCCUUUGUAUGACCUAGGAGUCUUCAGACGAGAAAUACUUUAAGCCUAGGGUGUUUUUCUUUAUGAAGCUAGAACACUUUUGUUUAAAAGCAGGCAGUUCUACCUGAUGAGGAAGUAUUUUUCUGAAGCCCAAGGAGCUGGGAGAUUCGUGGAAGACUUCCGCUUGGCGCUCAUUCAGCUUCACGUAUCUGCUGUCAAAUCAGAUAACCUGCAACAAGCCUGCAGACUGGUGAAAGAAGCAUCAGCAAAAGGCGCAAAAGUUGUGGCUCUACCUGAAUGUUUUAACUCUCCUUAUGGAACCCAGUACUUCAAAGAAUACGCAGAGAAGAUUCCUGGAGAGUCGACACACAAACUCUCAGAAGCUGCCAAGGAGUGUAGCAUUUAUCUUGUUGGAGGCUCCCUUCCAGAAGAGGAUGGUGGAAAGCUGUAUAAUACGUGUACUGUCUUUGGGCCUGAUGGUGUGAUGCUGGCUAAGCAUAGGAAGCUUCAUUUGUUUGACAUAAAUGUUCCUGGGAAGAUCCAGUUCAAAGAGUCUGAGACUCUGAGUCCAGGGAGUGCUUUCUCUGUGUUUGAUACUCCAUACUGUAAAGUGGGCCUGGGCAUCUGCUAUGAUAUCAGAUUUGCUGAGCUGGCUCAAGUCUAUGGACAGAAAGGUUGCCAGCUGUUGAUAUAUCCAGGGGCUUUUAAUCUAACAACAGGACCAGCUCACUGGGAACUACUGCAAAGGGGACGAGCUGUUGAUAAUCAAGUCUAUGUAGCUACUGCAUCUCCUGCUAGAGAUGAAAAAGCAUCCUACGUUGCUUGGGGACACAGCACUGUAGUAAAUCCGUGGGGUGAAGUCAUAGCCAAAGCUGGCACCGAGGAAACAGUUCUGUACGCAGAUAUAGAUCUGAAGAAGCUUGCAGAAAUCCGUCAACAAAUCCCUAUUUUGAGCCAGAAGCGUAAUGAUCUCUAUGGCAUAGAGAUGAAAAAAUGAAGCUGCGUGAAUGCAGAAGGCUCAGGUGGCAUCAUGGCUGCUGCCUUCAUCUUUAGGAUUCCUUUGCUUGGUAGCUCCAGAGGCUACUGCUAAAUGGAUAGUUAAUAAAAAAUAAAUAAACAACA